Molecule: messenger RNA, 998 nt
Organism: Neltuma alba
Lineage: Eukaryota; Viridiplantae; Streptophyta; Magnoliopsida; Fabales; Fabaceae
Exons: 4
Coding region: 42-833 (263 amino acids)
Source: RefSeq, a predicted model, not a curated record
AGUACAAUGUGCAUUGAUUGCUGAGCAUUUCCGAGAAAGCAAUGGGAGGAGGAACCAUGCAUGUUGGUUCUUCUGUGCCUCAGCCCAGAAGCUCCCCAAUUGUGAUAUCAUCUUCCUUACCUUCUUCUUCUUCGAAUAGUAAGCUUCCUGUUUCAACUGAUAAUGGCGUACCCGUUAGUAGCCACAGUAGCUCCGCGUGUUGUUGCUUUUGUCACAGUGAAAUUGGCCGAAAACUAGAAAUUGUACAUGGAAAAGAGGAAAAUAGUUCGAGUGGGUGUCUCCAUAAUUAUGUGUUUGAUGCGGUUCUGUCUCAAUCGGAAGUUGAAGACGCGCUUAUGGCUCUUCAGAGUUUUCUGCAAGCAGUAACAUCAAGGGCAUUGCAACAGAACUCUGGUACUUAUGAUUCAAGCAUAUUGCUUUCUCAAGGAUAUAAGAGACUGCAUGAUGCUUACCAGUUGCUGCUAUCAGAUCCUUCUAUUAAGAGACUAGUGACUUCACUGUCAUCAGAUAAAACAGUUUGGGAUGCUGUCGUGAACGUGUUGAAUCAGAAUCUCCAAAACUUACCUAAUUCAGGUGAGGUUAGAAGGCCCCGGAUUCCUGACAAACCAGAAGUCAGCAUUGACAUUUUAAGUUGGAUUUUGGAGGUCAUAAAGGGAAAAGUUAUGGAACUGAUAGAAAAUUUUCAGUCACUUCUGAAUCUUUUGUUUCAAUCUUAUCAGAUAGAAAAAGCUGCAUUGAAAGAGCAAGAGCUGGAAGGAAAAGUUAGGUCAUCUAUGCUUCUCUCUGUAGUCAUCAUCUUGAUUGUAAUCUUGGCCAGAGUCCAAAGGUUGUAAUGCUGAUGUCUGAAAAGUUCAAAGUGAUUAAGAGAAAAAUGAUUGCUGAUUUGUGUGUGCUGUGUGGUGAAGUCUUGAAGAAACAGUUCUUGUUGUACAAAUAACCGUUUGUAAUUAUGACAUUAUCAUAUUGAUAGCCAAGAGGAUUUUAUUUUGGUGGUCACA